AUGCUGAGGCCCUGCUUACAUAAACACCCAGCAGCCAACAGAGGGGGUCCCCAGAACGCUCCCCGCGUGGUCCGGAGUGCGUGCGCGCCGCCCGGGCCCCGCACCUAUCGAGGCUGCGGCCAGACCCUGGUCACUCCCGGCCCGCGGCUGCAGGCCCACGCGCCCCGCGCGCCCACCCUGCGCCUGCCGAGGGGGCGCCGCCGGGCGUCCCGCGGGCGCUUCAAACCCGCCCCCGCAGCCCCAGGCCGGGCCCCAUACCCACCCGGGUCCCACAGCGGGGGCCGGAUCCGUGCUGGCUCCGGGAGCCGCCGCCGCCGCCGCCACCGCCGCCGCUGCCAGGCCCGCAGGGAAGGAGAUGCAGCGAUUGAAGAAGAGGAGGAUGGGACCCCCGCGGGCGAAGGGCCACAGGCAUCCACGGAGGAGACCCCCGGAGACCAGACCAGUGUAGGAGCCGCAGAUGCUGCAGAGCCUGCUGAGGGGGAGGCCCCCGCCCCGGGGGAAGCCCCGCCCUAUGGAGAAGUCCCACCUGAAGGAGAAGAGGAGGAAGUCAUGCCUGAAGGAGAAGAGGAGGAAGUCAUGCCUGAAGGAGAAGAGGGGGAAGGCGUGCCCGAAUGGGAAAUGGAAAACGAGGAGACGGUGGAGACGGAAGGGGAGCUGGAGGAGGAAGGGGAGCAGGAGUCUGAUGUGAAAAUCGUGUCCUCCGAGGGGAAAGCCAGCUCCACAGAGGUCACCUACUCAGACACCAGUCUUGGGGACGCGGCCGGGGACUCGGAGCCCGCCCAGCAGGCAGCAGGCUUCUCUGAGUGGCCGGGCGAGGAUGCUUCCAGAUUUAGGCUCAGCCAUUCGACAGAGUCUGAUGACGAGCUCCAGCGGGGCCCACCGCACCCCCUGCGGCCGAGCUCGAGGGGCCGGAUCCCAUCCUCGGACGAGCUGUCCCUGACCUCGGAGGAGUUCUUGGCCCCGGAGCCAGGCAUGGCCGCCCCGGCGUCCCGGCAGCACCCCAGGCCCGGGCCCCCGCCCUCCUUCCUGGACAGGAUCCAGCACCUCAGCCUCUCCGAGGAGGGGGUCGCAGAGCCGCCGGGGUCGGAGGGCAGCGACGAGCCGGACGAGGACGUGUCCCACCUGGUGGUCUUGGACCCCAACCACCCCCUGAUGCUAAGGUUCCAGGCCGCGCUGAACAGCUACCUGAACCGGCAGGUGGAGAAGCUGCAGCUGGAGCUGCUGGAGCUGGGCGUGGCUUCCAAGCAAAGCCAAGCGCAGCGGCAGGAGCUGGGCGUGGACCUGUACGGGGUGCAGCAGCACAUGGCGGCCCUGCAGGUGCAGCUGGAGAAGUGCCAUGACCGCUACUCCCUGGCCACGUGCGCCCGGCAGCAGGCCGAGGAGGAGCUGCAGCGCAUGCGCCUGCUCUACACCCGCACCUGCGAGGCCGCCAAUGCCGAGCGCAAGAAGCUGGCGGCGCUGCAGACCGAGAUGGAGCACCUGGCGCUGAACCUGUUCUACAUGCAGAACAUCGACCAGGACAUGCGGGACGACAUCCACGUGAUGAGGCAGGUCGUGAAGAAGUCGGAGGCGGAGCGGGCGCGGGCCGAGCGGGACAAGAAGCAGCAGGACCUGCACGUGGACCAGCUCACCACCCGGGCCCAUGAGCUGGAGGAACAGAUCGCCCUGUUCGAGGCCCAGUCAGGGGCCCAGGCGGAGGAGACCCGGAUGCUCCGGAAAGCCGUGAGCGAGGCCUGCGCGGAGAUCGACACCAUCAGGAUGGAGAAGAGGCUCAUCCUGCAGCAGUGGGCCGUCUGCCUGGUGGGCAUGAAGCGCCUCGACGAGGCUCACAGGGCCAUCCAGGAGGUGCUCAGCGAGUGCCAGCACCAGCUGAAGGCGGCGGACGGCGAGGUGGAGGCCUACAAGCGCUCCAUCGUGCAGGAGGAGGAGCGGAACGAGACGCUGGCCCGCGUGCUGCGCCGCAACGAGGCCGAGGGCCGCCUGCUGCAGAAGCUCACGGCGCAGUGCCUGGCGCGGCAGGAGGCGCUGCAGAGCCAGUUCAGCACCUACCAGCUGGUGCUGCAGGACACGGAGGGCCAGCUGAGCACCGUACGCGGGGUACGCCGCCCCCUCCCCCCCACGCACAGCGGGGCGCCCCCGUGGCCUUCCCCUCCCCCACCGCCCUCACUGCCCCCACCUCCCCAGGAGCACAAGGAGAUCAGGGCCGAGCUGCUGGCGGUCCACCAGUCCAUCCGGCAGGAGCUGGACCUGCGGCGGGACCUGGACACGGCCAUCGUGCGGAAGCUGCAGGAGCAGACGACCUCCAACAAGAUGACCAAGUACUUCCACCAGCUGCUCCACAAGCUGCAGAAGCAGAAGACCAACCUGGUGACACACCUCUCCAAGAUCGACGGCGACAUCGCCCAGGCCACGCUGGACAUCACCCACACCAACUGCCGGGCGGACAUGCACCGGGAGGCGCUGGCCGAGCUGGACAAGGAGGUGCAGAAGGUCAACGAGCUCAUCGGCAACAGCGAGAGCGAGACCACCCGGCGCACCAUCCUCAUCGAGCGCAAGCAGGGCCUCAUCAACACCCUCAACAGGGAGCUGGAGCAGAUGGUCUCCGAGAUCGGGGGGGAAGAGCUGGGGCCGCUGGAGCUGGAGAUCAAGAGGCUGAGCAAGCUGCUGGACGAGGUGGGCGCCAAGGUGACGCAGGGGCAGGUGAACUGGCUGCGCCUCCAGCAGGACAUGGUGCGGGCGGCGCAGGAGCGCGAGGAGCAGCUGGCCGCCCUGAGCCUCUUCAGCAAGGAGGUGCGCGUCCUGGAGCAGAAGAAGCUGAGGACCGAGAAGAAGAUCGAGCAGGAGAAGAGGGAGCAGAAGGACAUCGAGCGGCACAUGAAGGACCUGGACAACGACCUGCGCAAGCUCAACCUGCUCCUGAGCCGCAACCGCAGCAGCUCCGAGGGCCUGCAGCAGGCCAACCUGCUCGCCGAGAGCCAGUUCCUGCACGCGCUCAAGGCCGCAGAGAGGGAGACCAUCGAGAUGCAGGACAAGCUGGAGCAGCUGAACCAAGAGAAGAUGUCACUCCUCAACCGCCUGGUGGAGGCCGAACACCAGAUCCUGCUUUGGGAGAAAAAGAUCCAGCUGGCAAAGGAGAUGCGGGCCUCGGUGGACUCGGAGACGGGCCAGAAGGAGAUCCGGGCCAUGAAGGCGGAGAUCCACAGGAUGAAGUUCAGGCACAAGCAGCUGCUGAAGCAGCAGGAGCGGAUGAUCCGGGACAUGGAGCUGGCCGUGGCCCGCAGAGAGACCAUCUCCACCCAGGCCGAGGGCCAGCGCAAGAUGGACAAGAAGGUGCUCACCCGGUCGGACUUCCACCACAAGCAGUUGGAGCUGCGGCGGAAGAUCAGGGACCUUCACAAAGCCACCGAGGAGACCAGCAGAAGCAUCGCGGAGAUGGAAGAAAGACAAAAGCGCAUGAGCAACUCCCUGCACGAGAAGCAGGCGCAGCUGUCCACCAUGCAGGCCCAGGCCGAGGAGCUCGACGCCACCCUGGAGCAGCUCGUGGCCCGCAAGCGGCAGAACUUCUCCGAGCUGGUGACCCUGCAGACGCGCCUCAAGCACCUGCAGGCGGUGAAGGACGGCCGGUACGUGUUCCUGUUCCGCACCAAGGCGGCGCAGGUGGAGGAGCGCAGGCGCCUGGACCACCGGCUGGCCGCCAUCGGCGCCAUCCUGGACCACGUGAAGGACGAGCACCCCCAGUUCCAGGAGGCCCUGCUCAAGCUCAGACAGACGAUCGCCAGCCAGCUGGACGCCCCCGGGCCCUCCUAGCGUGCAGCCCUGCCUGCGCCUCCCAGGCCGGCCGGCCGGGAAGAGACCAGGGUGCUGCGUAUUCCCUGGGAGCUGUAUCUUUUUGUGUCCCCGGAAGCCACGUGCACCCGCAGAGAAUGACGCUGAGAGAACAGGCCAGCGCUGCAGGACACUCUGGCCACCUGCUUGUUUAAACCAAGUCACCUCUCGUGUUUAGGCAGGUCAUCCCUUCGCAGAGGCAGCACCCGGGAGGCAGACCCUGUUCCCAGGUGGACGGAGCACGUGCUCCCUGAGCACCACCUGGGCUGUGGAGGCUCCCGUUUCUGCACGUGCGCAUCUGCAGACUCACACCCACCUCCUCCUGGGCAGCUUCUCGCUCCCACCCCACAGAGAACCCGGGUCCCUUCUCCUCCCCCACUCCCGGCCAGCGUUAAAUCUAGACUCUCCCCGGGAAGGAGAACGAGCUUACAGAGAGCCGACCGCUGAAAUAAGACAGACCCGUCCCAGGGCUGCCCACUGGUCCCGCUUCCAGGGUCGGGAGCGCCCUCCUCCCGCACCCGGUCCCCCAGCACCUGUUAGCCGGCCUCUCUGCUGUGUAACGGGAAGGGUUCUACAGAAUUUCACUUGCACACUUUUCAACAGAAAAGUAAAUAUUUUUUCCUGAAGAUUGGGGAAGGCGUAUUUCUUCUCAAACAUUUGAGAAACACAAAACCCAUAAGGAAUCGGGGGCGCCACCGCCCGUGCCCCGCAGGUGCCCCGGGUUUCCCUGGGGAGAGCUCCCGGGCAGGAUCACGCGUGCGCUG
Molecule: messenger RNA, 4589 nt
Organism: Myotis daubentonii (Daubenton's bat)
Lineage: Eukaryota; Metazoa; Chordata; Mammalia; Chiroptera; Vespertilionidae
Gene: CCDC40
Product: coiled-coil domain containing 40
Exons: 20
Coding region: 1-3807 (1268 amino acids)
Biological process (GO): epithelial cilium movement involved in determination of left/right asymmetry; heart looping; axoneme assembly
Cellular component (GO): cilium; cytoplasm
Source: RefSeq, a predicted model, not a curated record